GGUACCCAUAAAACCCUUACUGGCCAUUAGCGUAGGAUAGAAAUCCACUCUCCACACUCCAUUCUCCACUCUCCUAACGCUUGAAGAGUUGAAGUAGCAGUAGAAAUUGAAGAAAGAAACGUAAUUUGGUAAUGGCUGCAACAUCUGCUGCGGUGCUCAACGGGUUGGGCUCACCAUUCUUGUCGGGUGGAAAGAAGAGCCAGAGCUUGCUGCUAUCGUCAACCAUCGGAGCCAGAGACCGUGCUGUCGUUGCUCCUCGGAGUCUGAACGUCACGGCAGCGGCUGCUCCCAAAAAGUCUUGGAUCCCUGCCAUCAAAGGAGGCCCCGCCUUUCUUGACCCCGAGUGGCUCGAUGGCUCGCUCCCAGGAGACUACGGGUUCGACCCAUUGGGUCUAGGCAAAGACCCAGCCUUCCUCAAGUGGUACAGAGAGGCGGAACUAAUCCACGGGCGAUGGGCCAUGACUGCCGUGGUGGGGAUCUUCGUAGGCCAGGCCUGGAGUGGAAUCCCAUGGUUCGAAGCCGGUGCAGCCCCAGGGGCACUCGCACCCUUCUCCUUCGGGUCUCUAUUGGGAACUCAGCUUAUACUGAUGGGUUGGGUUGAGAGCAAGAGAUGGGUUGACUUCUUCAACCCGGAGUCUCAGUCGGUGGAAUGGGCGACUCCAUGGUCGAAGACGGCCGAGAACUUUGCGAAUGCCACCGGCGAGCAGGGCUACCCAGGUGGGAAGUUCUUCGAUCCAUUGCAGGUUGCAGGAACCAUCAAGAACGGUGUGUACAUCCCUGAUGAGGAAAAGCUGGAGAGACUAAAGCUUGCAGAGAUCAAGCACGCUCGGCUUGCCAUGGUAGCCAUGCUCAUCUUUUACUUCGAAGCUGGCCAAGGGAAGACACCCCUUGGUGCCCUUGGCUUGUAAGAGCUAAGAGCUAAGAACUAAAACAUGUCUGUAAAGAUUGAAAGUUUGUCAUUGAAUUAGAGACACCAAACCCACACUUCAAUGUGCUCUGCCUCUUAUAAAGCACCUCUUAAAUUGUCUAUGUUUACCUUUGAUAUCCAUUCUUUCGAGUUCUGGGAUUCUUCUUUCUUAGGCACAACCGAAAGGAUUAUCACCUUCUUUUGUAAUGGGAAAAGGAAGUAUGCACUGUCCUUGUGCUGAUUCCAAUAUAUUCCUUACAUAAUAAACAAUGGGCCUGCAUUGAAACUUUCUCCUA
Messenger RNA from Macadamia integrifolia, 1203 nucleotides. Its product is annotated as chlorophyll a-b binding protein CP24 10A, chloroplastic-like. Lineage: Eukaryota; Viridiplantae; Streptophyta; Magnoliopsida; Proteales; Proteaceae. The transcript has 2 exons. The coding region runs from base 132 to 908 and encodes 258 amino acids. Gene Ontology annotation, cellular component: membrane. Gene Ontology annotation, biological process: response to light stimulus; photosynthesis, light harvesting in photosystem I. The record is from RefSeq and is a predicted model, not a curated record.